Messenger RNA from Polypterus senegalus (gray bichir), 1679 nucleotides. RefSeq names its product Cbp/p300-interacting transactivator, with Glu/Asp-rich carboxy-terminal domain, 4b (gene cited4b). The transcript has 2 exons. The coding region runs from base 182 to 901 and encodes 239 amino acids. The record is from RefSeq and is a predicted model, not a curated record. Lineage: Eukaryota; Metazoa; Chordata; Cladistia; Polypteriformes; Polypteridae. Gene Ontology annotation, cellular component: nucleus. Gene Ontology annotation, biological process: regulation of DNA-templated transcription.
GUCUUUCACAUGUAUAUAUCAGCAGGAGUGACCCAGAAACAGACGUACACUGAAGUCGGGAGUCAAUGUGCAGGUUGUGCGGGAUUUUGGAAGGUUCAGAGGUUCUAAUGCAAAUCGCAGCAAGCCGUUGAGUUAACGAGAAGCUAACAACCAGGAGGAUACACGAGCAGCGCAGAAGACCAUGGCUGACCACUUAAUGAUGCCAGUGAACCAUGGGUCUGGAGGUGGUGGUCUGCACGGAUAUCGUAUGGGAAUGAACCCUGGCAUGCAGGGACCCCCACAGCAUCACCCACAGCAGGUUGGCCUCAGGGGGGUCCCUACUGGUCAAAUGAUGCACUAUAAUGGGAGCCCUACUGGUGCAAUGGAGUCUGUUAUGCGGCAACGGCCCAGCAUGGUCAACGGAGGGCAGAUGGGACAUCCCCACCAUCAAAUGGCUAGCAGUCUCAUGUACAACGGGCAGAAUCAUCACAUGCAGCAGCAGCAGCAUCAGCAGCAUCAGCAGCAGCAGGCACACCACGUCUCGCACCCGCAGCAGUUCAUUGGAGGAGGUGGUGGCGGACUCACUUCACAGCAGCUCAUGGCUAGCAUGCAUUUGCAGAAACUCAACAACCAGUACCAAGGACACCCUGUCAUGUCUAUGAAUGGGAACAUGGCUUCAGGUCCCCCUUACAGAAUGCCACCAAGUCAGCUGGCGGUGGGCAUGCAGCACAUGUGCCCUCCAGCUCUGACACUCAACAUGAUGGACUCUGAUCUGGUAGAUGAGGACGUCUUGACAUCUCUCGUCUUGGAACUGGGCCUGGAUCGCAUCCAAGAGCUUCCGGAACUGUUUUUAGGUCAAAAUGAGUUUGAUUUCAUCCCAGACUUUGUCAGUAAACAGCAGCCGAGUACAGUGAGCUGUUGAGGGCCGAAAAUGUGGGUGGGUGGGUGGGCGGGGUUUCCUGGAUGAGAGCCCCAGGAAUGAUGAGCCUGACCGGACAAUCUGUUUUGCUGUUUUUAAUUUAUGAUACUAGUAAUUAGAAUAAAAUGAUUUGCACUGGAUAGCCACUUCAGGAGUCUUGGCGCUUCCGGGAUACAAUUUCAUGUUACUCUUUUGGUCAGAGGUUGCACUCUUCUUUGUCUUGGUGGCUGAACAAUUUUGUUUCCCUCAGGCUUCACAUUAAGACAAUGGCUAAUGGCUCUGCUGGAAGGACGACUUCAGUAAGAGCCUACUGUGUUUGCGUGUGCGCGUUUUUUUUUUUUGUAAUUUUUAUUUAUACAUUUUAUUGUACAACAGUAAGCACAUUAUGUGCUCGACUGGAGAAGAAUGGUAGACUUGUGUCUUCAUCUCAUUCGACACAAAAAGAAAAGCAAAGCAUCGUACUGUUGGUGCACAAGUAAGUGAAGAAUGUGGACUAUUUCUGUGAGAACUAGUGGAGUGUGUACACCGGUGACCGCUGAAUUAACGUGGAGGUGCAACCCCCCCAGUUUAGCCGGUUUGCUUCACGUUUAAAAGAUGCCUGUACAAUUCCAUGUUUGUCCACAAGGGGAUGCACUUGACACCAUAACUGGAUCCAUUUACCUUGAACCUUCUCCCAUUGCUCUGUUCUUGUGGACACUCUCCAGGGUUCUGCUCCAGUGUCUGUUUUUUUUUUUAAUCCCCCCCCACAGUGUUCAGAGCCAUGCUGAAGGCUGUUUUUUAA